AUGCUCGCCCGAUUCACAGCGUCCGCACCUCAGUUCUACGUCUUUCGAGAAUUCAGAUACUUGCAGUCUCGAACCUUGCUGCACUUGCAGGACGAACUCCGGGCUCUCGAAAAUCAGCUGUGGCGGAUGGACGAGAAAGAUAGGGUGAAUAAUCCACAGAGUCUACGGUGCCGAGAACUUGAUGACACAUCCAAUGGGAGGAGGAAGAUCAUGAUGGAACGGAUUCAACACAGGCUCGUACAGUAUGGCGAGCUUCUCUGCUUGUCAAGCAAGCUGGCCGCUCUUGAGAGGCCUUCUACAUUCGAGAGGACGAGCGUACUGAACUUCUUCCUCAGUAAUCAGCCGAUAGCCUCGCAGGAGAACUAUAUCGGCAACACGCCUGAUCUGGUUACUCUCAAGGCCUCCAGAGAUGAUGCUUGGCUCGACAGGCAAAUCUUGCAGCUGCUCGUCAAAACAAAUAAUCGAGUCCUAAGUCAGCUGAGGGCGAAGAAUGAUGGCCGCAUGGUGAUGUAUUCCUUAGCACGGAUCCACUUCUUGGUGAUGUCACUUCUGAUCCUGACUAUGUUAUUCUUGUUCUCGGCGCCUCUUGUGCCGUUGUAUGAGUGGUCUCAAGGUGGCAUCGACGGCAAGGUACUUGCCAAAAUGAUGGGCUUCCAAGUAGGGUGCACUCUCAUGUUCGGCGGCGUUCUCGCACUCUGCACUCGGGCAAAGAAACACGAAAUCUUCGGUGCUUGCGCUGCGUCAUCGUUGGCGCCAUCUCUGUUUUAG
Molecule: messenger RNA, 768 nt
Organism: Diaporthe citri
Lineage: Eukaryota; Fungi; Ascomycota; Sordariomycetes; Diaporthales; Diaporthaceae
Exons: 4
Coding region: 1-768 (255 amino acids)
Source: RefSeq, a predicted model, not a curated record